Messenger RNA from Sphaeroforma arctica JP610, 829 nucleotides. RefSeq lists its product as hypothetical. NCBI's taxonomy places the organism in Eukaryota, Ichthyosporea, Ichthyophonida. The record is from RefSeq and is a predicted model, not a curated record. The annotation marks the transcript as partial. The transcript has a single exon.
UACACACUAGGCUGAUACUCUCCGUGAUCAGUGUUAUUAUUGGGGGGGGGAAGAACACACAAGAAAGGUGAACAUGAGUUCACCUACGACCGCAGUGGAAGCACCAGAUACAAGUAGUAGUGUAGCAGAUGAUCUAUCAUCCAAGAGAGGGCGCGAUGAAACUGUUUCUAGUUCAAACAAUGGUCUCGAUGUGAGUAAGGAUGACAACGCCGAGACUCAAAUCCUCCGAGAAGGCGAAAAACGGACGAAACUAUCUGUACAAAGAGUAGCUGAUACUACACUAUUAGCGGGUGCGCCAAUCACCGAUGUCUUAACUACUAGUGUCGAGACUUCUAAACCGAAUACUGGCGGCUUUGGAGCGAGUACCGCGAGCAGUGGCUUUGGGCGAAAGGCUGAUAGCGGCGUUGGCGGUGGGUUCGGCAGUUCUGGUACGUUUAGGUCGCAGUCCACAAAAAUGACUGGAUUUGGCUCUGCUUCGGCCAGUGGUGGGUACUUCAUGAAAGCAGCGGCCUCGCUAGGCAAGGGCUCUGGGUUCGGAGGUGUGACCAGUGUGAACAGCGGGUCAGGUGCGGUCAAAGACACGAAGAGUCCAGCGCACAUUGAAAUUGGCAGUCGUGCGAUGGCGGAUGUGAAAGAGAGUACGAAAGUGGAAAGUGACAGUAAAGACGAAACAGCGACAGGGGCGGAGAAGGAGAUGGUUUUAACUGCGACCGAGGUCGACGAAAAAGAGGUGGCUUCGGAUAGUGCGCCAACCGUUCCGCUUGCGGGUCUUGUGGACGAGAAUUUUGAGUACACUACAGGGGAGGAGGGUGAAAAACACGUUUACAAG